AUGAUUCAGGAAAAAGAAAAAUAUAUUGACAGAGAAAGCGAAGAAAACGAAAACACCGAGAUGUACACGGGGAAGCCCAACAUUAUAUGCUGCAUACAGAACAAGCCCGUGGACACAGACACAGACGGCUAUGGGCUCCCCGUGCGGCAGAGAAACCUUCUUUCAGGCAUUGAACUUGAAAAAAGAGUGCCUCCCUCCAGGCCCGUAUACAUCCUGAAAAGACAGCUCUCGAUGAAAGGCAUUGCAAUGCCCAUUCUCGACGUGCUGGACACAAGAAACACCUUCCAGUGGGUGGAGAUGUUCCGCUACAAAAUAGUUCACCACGAGUGGAGCGAAGAGGAAGCCAAAGAUUUUUUUAAGUGCUGUGUCUCCAGUGACAUUCUUGAAAACGUUGUGCACGAUCCGCUCGGACAGACUCUGCGAGACUCAGUGCGGAAGAUAUACGACAAAGUGUACACGCAGAAGAACGUAGAGCUUCUUCGGAGGAGAAUUGACUCUCUCAAGUCCUGCCAAUUUCUGUCCCUGGAGGCGUACAAAGAGGAGCUUGGCCUUCUGAUAAGAUCGUACUCAGUGCGUGUUCUGAUCGCACCUGAGAAACAGGAGAGCUUUUUGCAGACGAAGUUCUGGGCAGGGCUCUCGAGCAGCAUCAAGAACCUCCUGAGCAAGAAGAUAAGCAGCGAGUCUUCUCCCAAUGAAAUUAUCCGCCAGGUGCUCCUCUUCAAGCAAAAAAUGUUUUUGAGGUACAACCUCCCCAACAAUUUCACAGGUGUUAUCUACGUGAAAGAGAAGCCAAACGUGCUUUUUCCCAUGCAGGAACAGAGCGAGAGCGAAGAAGAGCUAGCAGGAGAGCCAGAGAGCAUCCAGAGCAUAGACUGCUCACGGCCCCCAAAGAAAUCGAAUGUUGUUCCCAUGCCCUCCCUGAAGGAAAGAGUGCAGCCUGUGCUGCCGUCACUGAAAAGAAUGCCCAAGGGAAUCAUCAUAAAAAACGAUCUUAGCGCGUCUCUUGUGCAGAUAGUCAAGAAGUACAGCAGACACAAGUCGCCUCGCAUCUUCAAAAGACCUCAGAUUGGAAAGCCGUUUGUGGUGUACACGGGGUGCAUAGGGAAGUGGAUGGCGGGAAUUCUCAUCCAGGAAAAAAAGGCCAUUUCCAUUUUCAAGAUUCCACUGAUGGACGAGCAGAUUGAGUACACAGAGACGGAGAAGUGCAUUCUAGCCAUAGACCGAUCUAAGAAGAUUUUCCAGAAGAUAGUGGGAGACUCUGCCAUCGUAUUCACCAGCGAGAAGUACAAAUCUUUUGUCUACACGAAUGAAAAUGGCAUUAACUUUGUGGACUGCAUGGAAAUAGUGGAGUAG
Molecule: messenger RNA, 1353 nt
Organism: Nematocida minor
Lineage: Eukaryota; Fungi; Microsporidia
Exons: 1
Coding region: 1-1353 (450 amino acids)
Source: RefSeq, a predicted model, not a curated record